UGGGCACACAGGUGCAAAGACAGAGGACAGAGGUCUGAGGGGGGUGGACUUCUAGACUUAUUUUGAACACUUUUUAGGGGGAUCAAUCACAUGAACUUUGACACCACCACAAGAAAACCAGGAAAUACAGUUUGGAAUACUUAACAGGCGACUCUGUUCUAAAUUCUACUUCUUCCACUACAUCAUUUCAUCCUUAUUCGUCAUCGCUUUUGGAUGCCACUUCUUUUUUUUUCACUGGAAAAAAACAGAACCUUCUCUUUGAAGAACUAAACUUCUGCAACUUCUUUUGCUUCCUGUACGUUUACGCUUCCAAAUCGAUUUUUGUUCCCUGACCAUACUUCUGUCUUCCCUCUCCAAGCAAUCCUCCUCAAUCCAGCCUCCGCAGUCUCAUCCAUCCCCUCAGACCCUCUCAGUUUCCCCCCCCUGACCCUCGGACACCCCCGAGGAACCCAACGCCAACAUGGUGCUGAUGAAGAUGGCGUUUCCCUUUGAGAAGAGGGUGAAGCUGGCCCAGGGGCUGUGGCUGCUGUCCUGGUUCGCCACCCUGGCUGGAGCCUUAACCUUCACACUGGGAUGCUUCCUUAAGACGGAACUACGCCGGAGGGCGGAGGUGAUGGAUAACACCGAGAUCCACGCUGUGCCCAACACCCUCAUGAUUGUGGGCCUGGCGUCUCUGGGCAUCAACUACUUUGCUGGCCGCAUCUGUCAGGACGCCCUGGACGCCGGUCGAUUCCCGCGCUGGAAGAGCUUCCUGCAGCCGUUUUUCGGCGUGUCUAUUUUCUUCAGCUUCCUCAUGUUGAUGGCAGUGAUCAUGAGCUACGCCAUGAAGGGCAACCUGGAAUCCUCCCUGAAGAUAGGCCUGAAGAACGGCAUCCGCUUCUACAAGGACACCGACACCCCCGGAAGAUGCUUCCAGAAGCAGACCAUCGACCGGCUGCAGAUGGAGUUCCGUUGCUGUGGGAACAAUGACUACAGGGACUGGUUCGAGGUCCAGUGGAUUAGCAACCGGUACCUGGACUUCAGCUCCAAGGAAGUGAAGGACCGCAUCAAGAGCAACGUGGACGGCCGCUACCUUGUGGAUGGGGUCCCGUUCAGCUGCUGCAAUCCCAGCUCCCCUCGGCCCUGCAUCCAGAACCGGCUCACCAACAACUCAGCCCACUACAACUACGAACACCAGACCGAGGAGCUCAACCUCUACAUCCGAGGCUGCAGGGAGGCCCUGGUCAACUACUACAUGGGCCUGAUGAACACCAUUGGGGCUGUGGUGCUGUCUGUCUUCCUGAUUCAGGCGUCUGUGAUCGUGAGCCUGCGGUACCUGCAGACUUCCAUGGAGGCCGUGGCUGGGCAGGAGAACACGGAGAUUGAGACCGAGGGCUACCUGCUGGAGAAAGGGCUGAAGGAGACCUUCAUGGAGUACAUGAACCCCGUGCUGACCCUCCUCAUGCUCAACCAGGUGUCCAGCGAAGAAGGGGCGGGCGGGGUGGAGGCUGGGACUAGCAGCUAAAGAAGAAAUGUCUAGAGGGUUCCAACAGGUUGUCAAGGGGACACAGAUGGCACGGUUGACAGUCUGCACUUGGCAACACAGUAAAUAAAAUGAAUCAUGUAUUUCUAUGACAUCCCAUUCCUUUCAGAUACUGGUAAUUGUACGUAUAUGACUUGUGUUGCUCUGAAAUGAAGGAGCUGAAUCCUGUAAUCUGUUUCAGUUGCACUUGAGAGCAUAUAUAUUUUUGUAUCAGUCAUCAGUAUCACUAUCAGUUAUCAGAGUAAGAUACAAAGUAUUACCAAAAACACUUGGACAAGGAUUCAUACCACCGAGGUCGAUUAUAUUCACAUUUAAGUAGAUAAGACACACAUAACACACAGGCUUACAUAAUAAACAGUAAUCUCACUCCAAACCCAAAUAAUUUCCUCUAUGACUGAUAGACUUGUUAGACUUGUUAAGUUGAACAGUCUAAAAAAUUCUGAUUGGUACAUGUUUCCUUUUAAGGUACAAUGAGAUACAAUGUUCAUUGACCACAUUUUUACUUUGUUUUACCAGCUCAAUGAUUAAGUUAAGACGGAUACAAUGUUGAUCACAUGAAACUCAUUACCUGCAAUGAGUUCACCAGUGUAUUGCUCAGAAGAAUACAGCAGAAGUAUGACUGAAGCUCCAAAAACAGAUAAUUAAACAUUUAUGGUGUGUUACCCAUUUUUUUUCUUU
Molecule: messenger RNA, 2200 nt
Organism: Hypomesus transpacificus
Lineage: Eukaryota; Metazoa; Chordata; Actinopteri; Osmeriformes; Osmeridae
Gene: rom1a
Product: retinal outer segment membrane protein 1a
Exons: 5
Coding region: 461-1504 (347 amino acids)
Biological process (GO): visual perception
Cellular component (GO): membrane
Source: RefSeq, a predicted model, not a curated record